GGCGAAAUGCAGUUUUUCGACAGCCUAAUGCAUGUUGCACAUUUUGUGUUCUCCAAGGACGACGGCCCGACCAACCUAAAUGAGCGGUCCUCUUGCAUUCAGAUGCACUGUGCUCGGAUGCACCAACGGGCGGUCGCAACGGCAACAAAAAUUGUUACUACCAAUAGUUUCUUAAUUUUUUUUUUAUAUAUAUAUUUUUUUUUAAUACGUUCAAUUUCAGUCGUUCGUUAAGUUAUCGAUAAUUAUUUUUCUCAGUGUGCGCUCGUCCGUGUUCGCGUUUAGUAAUAGUUACAAUAAUAAUAAUAAUAAUAAUAACAACAAUAUUAACAAUAAUCAAAAUAAUGAGUUGGUACGAUUUAUUAUAAUAUUUACACUAAAAAAUAUAACGAUUUAAAUUUUUCUUUUUUUUAAUUUUUAAUUUUGUUACGGUCGUUUUUCUCCGUCGCGUUUGUGCGUGCGUCGCGGCCAUCACAAUUUGCAAACCAAAUAAAAGGAAUUUCGUUUCGGAAAAUCGAAAAUUAUUAUCGUCGAAGCCAACGGCGAUCCCUUAAUCGUUCAGGAACGGACUGGAAAGGAUCGCUGAAGAGUUAAUGGGAAGAAGAAAAUGGCAUCAGUAUCAGGACAUUUUGGCGAAAAAUUAUCUAUUGGAAGAGGAAUUGAUGAACCAGAGAGAAUGGGUUCCCGUCAAAACGUGUAAUUCCUGUGAUGUGAUCACGGACCUGAGAGUAACUGAUCACUCACCUGCAGAACUGGAGCCAUCGUAUGAAACAGGUAGCUUGAGCGGCGGCAGUCGCAGCGCAGAAAGUCCGGAACCCGAGGCGAGCAGGCGGUCCUCUCCAUCCGAACAGUGUCGCGCCGAUGACAGGUCGCCGCCGACGAUGGCCGCGGUCGCAUCGAUGACGACGUCAACGGGCCCGCUGGACACCGCGGCGUCCACCGCGGGCCUGCCGCAGUGGCUGUUGGCCGCCACGUUGAGGCUACAGGAAACGGCGCAGGACGGCCGUUCGCCGCCGAGUAAUCAGCAACAGCACCAGUCCCUGGACCAACCGCUCGAUCUCAGCGCCAAGAGCACUGCGGCGUCCGGCGGCAACGCCUCGUCGUCCGCGUCGUCCACGCCGUGCCUGAGUUCGCCUUCCGAGCUCAAGACAACCACAAACCCAUUCACGUCAGAUCUCAUCGCCGCCACGGACAUGGUCAACUCACUGCACAACCUAAUACCGACCGCGUCCACGUUCCUACCGCACCCAUCGCUCAAGGUUCCGAUACUCAACGCCAACAGGCAUGUGUUCAAGCCGAAAUCAAAACUCAGUACGAUGGCCGGCCGUAAGAAAUAUACGGAAGACAAGUUGCAAGCCGCACUUAGGGACAUCCAAAGCGGCAAGUUGGGUACUAGAAGGGCGGCCGUCCUCUACGACAUACCUAGAUCCACUUUGCGGAACAAGGUGUACAAGAUGGCGAUGGAACGGGACAGUGGCGUCAGGGACUCGUCGGGAGGCGAAGAUCCCAAAGUCAACGCGGCCGAACUACUUCCUAUGUUGCAAGCGGAGGACGACGAAGACGACGAUGAUCGGGACACGGCGUCGGCCGGCGAAGAUGAUUGCGGAGGCAGAUCCGAAAGGGUGUCGACUGACAAAGAUAACCUCAACGCCAGACCUUACUUGUCCAUGGAGGACCUCAUCAGGUUCUCAUCAGAACAGCCGACCGCGAACCCGGCGUCCAUGCCCACAACCGCCGAAGCACUCAGGCUGUUUUUCCAAAACUGCACCAACAGCAAACUGUUAAGCAAACAGACGACGGAUCGUCAUCGAGAGGUGGAAUGCAAGUCACCGUCACCGCCUCCCAGGCUGCAGCCGAUGCCUCCCAAGUUGCCGCAGGGAAUGCCUUCAGACCUCUGGCCGGCUGCGGCAGCAGCAGCAGCCGCCGCCGCCGCGCUCGAUCCCCAACAGAUGGGCACGUACCUGUCCAGACUGCUGUCGACGUCGGCUUCCUCGCCGUCCGGGUUGAGCGCGUCGCACGUGGCCCACGAAAGCCCACCGCCGGCGCCACAAGAUUUCCUCGCCAAGUACGCCACCGAAAUUAUGAGGAAAAUAUUUUACGACGAACAACAACAAUACGGCGGCAAAUCUGAACACCAAGGUCGGUCGUCCAACGGUUGUUCGGCAGAACCGAUGGACACGGGCCGGAGCAAUGAUGACGAUUCUAAUCCGUCCAACGUAAUACUGAGGAUACCCAGUUUCAAACCGGUAGGGCCCAAUAUCAAAUCGGAGCCGACGGAAUCGACAUCGGCCGACAGGGAACAGGCCGGUCACCAGUCAAUACUGUCGCCGCCCAGGAUGAAUAGCAGCACGGCCAGGAGCGACACGUCGUCGCCGCCGCCGACGCCAGGCAGCAAAACGGCUGUUAACUUGAGGGAUGCGAUCGCCAAGAGCAUUAGCCAGAAAUUCCAACAACCGGAAGCAUUGCAAGUAGAAUCGUUCGCUCGGGCUUACCAACACUACCAGCAGGGUAUGCCGAUGUUCGGUCCAAUUGUCCGAAAUCACAACAACAACAAUUUGCUCGAAGACAGGAAACGGGUGUCCACGCCCAACGCUAAACCGGCAAUGGCCAUGGCAUCCACUCCGGCGGGAUUCCAGGCGGGUUCGUCGUCCAACUCGUCGAGCAGCGGUGGCAAAGGAACGAGACCAAAACGGGGCAAGUACCGGAAUUACGACAGGGACAGCCUGGUAGAAGCCGUGCGGGCGGUGCAGAGGGGCGAGAUGAGCGUGCAUCGGGCUGGAUCGUAUUACGGUGUGCCCCAUUCCACGCUCGAGUACAAGGUCAAAGAGAGACACUUGAUGAGACCGAGGAAGCGAGAACCCAAAAACCCACCGUCGGCCUCGUCCGUGUCCGCAGCCGCCGUGGCCGAGCAGGACCGAAAGAAAGACGCGGCGAGAACGGGCGAAAAGACGCCGCCGAUUAAACUGCCCGCACACGUGUUUCCGUCACAACAACCGCCGUCACUGACGGCACCCAACGGUCUAAAAAUGUUUGAUACCCCACCCGUCGGGCCAUACGGACAGCCCACGUUUCCGUUUUGGGCACCUAGCCCGUUCCACAUGCCAAUGGAUUUUCAGCGCAACCCGGUGGCGUUUACGUCCAUGUCGAUGAUGCAACGUAUCCAAGCCGAGACUAGAUUACACCACCAGCAGGCCGCGUCAAUCGCUAGUCUGGGUAAAAACGCUCGCGAGGUGGCCGAAAAUCUGUACGACGGAUCCGACAACGGUAGCUUUUUGGACGGCAUAAUACGAUCCAGCCUGGAGACGGGUCUCAAGUCGGCGGCCGCCAUGGCUGCUGCGCAGGCCGCCAAGCGCAGUCCGGAACUCAUCGAUCAGUUGGGCCUGAAGGAAAGCGAUAACCCGACGGCCACCGAAGAGCGGACGCCGUCCGGUGAAUCGGGAUCGGACACGGAAGACGAAAAAGCCGGUCUGUCGCCUCACGCCGAACAGCCAACGGAAGGACCACAGUCGUCAGAUUCGGAACAGAAGAACACGUCCUCGCCGGGGCCGGCCAGCGCGGAACAGCCAAACGAAGGAGAACAAUCGUAAGUCGACUAGGCGUUCAUGGUGUUCAUCACCAUUGCACUCGGGCGGCGGUGUCGUCGUCGAGAACAGUAUAGGAAAUAGUCAACGCGGUUCAUAAACAAUUGGGAACAAUUCGAAUAAGUAAACAUAAUAUAAAUAAUAUAGUUAUGAUUAUAUUAUGUAUUGUGUAAAUGCGUGUACAGAACACAGCGGGUAGAUGUGCGUGGUAAGUUUUUUUUUUUGUAGAAAUUCAAUGAAAAUAUUAUUAUAAUUGUGAUCACUUAGUGCAAUUUUAUGAAGAACAUGACCACCCACCCCGGUCGUUAAUGGUAAAUAAAAAAUCAUAAACAUAAAUUGUUUUUGAAAGCUGCGUCUUUGUGAUAAAAAAAUAAUAAUAAUAAUGUAAUUAUUAUUAUUAUUAUAUUAUUAUUAUUUAUUUGUACGUUGUGUUUUUUAUAUUUAUUUCGAAAAUUUUAGUUUACAUUUGUAAAACCAUAUUCGAAAUGGUUGUAAACGUUUAUAAUAUAGUUGUAUAUAAUAUUUUAGUUUAUUCAUUUCAUUAUUAUUGGUUUUGCGAAAAUAGUUUACAGUCCUAGCCACGCGGAAAAUACAUAGUGUUAUACUUACUAUUAUUAUUUGAAAAAAAUGUUUGUGCCAUAAAAAAAAAAAGGAAAUUAUAUUUUUUUCAAAUCCUUUCUAAAGGAAUGCGUGUAUAGUAAUUUUCAUAUUUUUGUUUUCCACUUCCCGGUUGCCGAACAAACAUUUUAAUUUAUUUUGAUUGCAUGUUUAUUAUAAUUAUUAUAUACGUAAGGAUAUUGUUUUUUCAUCACUUAAAUUUAUAUAUGUAUAUAAAAACCAAAUUCGAAUGUUCAUUUAAGACUAUUAUUUUAUAUUAUUGUUCCUUUUAUAUAAACGCGUCGACGAAAACCGAUGAUAUUAUAUUUAUUAUUAUUAUAAUUAUUAUUAUUUUAAAUUAUUUACUUAAACCAAGUGACAAAAUUUUAUUGUAUUCGUUGUAGAAGAUAAAAAUAUUAUAUCAAACAAAAGUCUGUCAUUUUUUUUUUGUUCUUCUUUGUAAGCCAACUAAUCAUAUCAUUAAAAUUAAACAAUUAGGCAGUUUGUUUUUAUAUAUUAUUAUUAUGUACAGCGUUUUGAUAAUAAGUCACUAUAAAAUAUUAUUGUAUAGAAUAUAAGUUCUAUGCUAUCAUCUGUCCGAUCACGAGGAAGAUAUUAUAAUUCAAUCGAUUUUACAUUCCAAAAAUAAAUUACCUCGAAUAGCCGAUAUUCGAAACUCAAAAGACAGUUAUGCAUUCCAAAUAAAAAAUCACUAAUAUUACUUUGAAAAUAUAAUAUACUUAAUGUCUACACUACAAUGCAUUUUUUUGUAAUAUUUUUCCUUAGGAAGGAGGUGAGGGGAUAGGAAACGAGCGUUACAGAAUUUACAUGGAUUAAAAUGUUGUAUAUUGUUAUUGAUAAUAAUAUUAAUCAAAUAAUUUGUGUUCAUUGAAAAAAACAUAUUUUCAAAAUAUCGACUAUUAAUAUGUGUAUAGUCUUAUUAUUGUUGUACUGUGUUUUUUUUUUUUAAUUACUUUAAGACAUCAUGUAGUCCUAAAGUUAAAUUAUGUAUAUCAUGAUAAAACAAAAAUAUUUUUUACUAUUGUGUACAAUUGAAAAAAAAAAUUUCUAAUUAUUAUUAUUAUUAUUACUGUCGAAUUGUCAUUAAUUUUACUCUGUACAAACAUAUUAUUUUUAAUAAUAAUACAAACUUCUUUGAGGUCAACUUUUGUACUAAUAA
Molecule: messenger RNA, 5355 nt
Organism: Adelges cooleyi (spruce gall adelgid)
Lineage: Eukaryota; Metazoa; Arthropoda; Insecta; Hemiptera; Adelgidae
Gene: Eip93F
Product: mushroom body large-type Kenyon cell-specific protein 1
Exons: 4
Coding region: 591-3584 (997 amino acids)
Biological process (GO): regulation of transcription by RNA polymerase II
Cellular component (GO): nucleus
Molecular function (GO): DNA binding
Source: RefSeq, a predicted model, not a curated record